Dreissena polymorpha is the source of this 1053-nucleotide messenger RNA. RefSeq names its product microfibrillar-associated protein 1-like. The transcript is spliced from 4 exons. Bases 1 to 1053 code for a protein of 350 amino acids. Lineage: Eukaryota; Metazoa; Mollusca; Bivalvia; Myida; Dreissenidae. The record is from RefSeq and is a predicted model, not a curated record.
AUGGGAAUAGAAAACAAAACAGCCCAACAUAGCGAUGUGAAUGAUGCAAAUGAGGUUAAGCAUAAACAAUUAAGAAGAGAAACUGUUGGAGAAAGAUUACAGCACAACUGUAAAGAAAUGGAACAUGAAAGGAGGACUGAACUUGACCAUGAUAAUGAUGUUGAUGGUGCUGUUGGAUUAACUGUUGGAUUAAAGACUGAUGAUUACCAUGGCAACGAUUAUGAAAGUGACAUGGAUUCAAUAGAUGAGGAACUUAGUUGGUUGACUAAAGAGAUGAAGGAAACAUUCCAGAAACAUGCUGAUUCUGAGGACAGAAUUUUUAAUGAGGGGGUGCGGUGCAGUACUGAAACACUUACACAAUCUGAAUGUCACGAAUGUGAACAAGACCACAAAAGUGACAUUGAUGAAAUUACAAGUGAUGAAGAUGAUGAUGAAAAAGCACUUAAAGCUGAAAUGAAAGCAAUGAAGCUUCAACAGAUGAAAUUAAAAAAGGAACUUCAUCUGAAAGAGAAAGCAAAAAGAUUCAAGGAACAAGAAUUAUUGAAAGAAACGCGUCGUAAACAGAAAGAAGAAAGAAUAAGGAAACGAACAAAACAAGAAUUGCAAGAAGAUAUUAUGGAGACACGGAGCACAAUUACGUCAUUAGACGAGGAAGUAAAAGUUCUGCGUGAAGCUUCAAUACUGCAACCAUCAAGCGCAACCAUAUCAACUGUCAAUACUGAAACAGAAAACAAAACAAAACUAGAGGACAUGAAAAAUGAAUAUGAUGUUGAUCUCGACGGAACUGAUUUAAGUCCGGAACAAAAGCAAGAGGUGGAGUUAGAAGAAGAGGACAAGGAAAAGACAGCGUUUCAAGUGGAUGGACUAGGUACAUCCGCACCUGUAAAAGACAAACCGGAGGCUUGUGAUCAAGUUCCAGAAGAUGUCUUGCAAACAUACGCCCUGAGUUCUCACAAUUGGAGAAAGUCACAGCUGGCCGACCCAGUAAUUUCCAAGGUUAUUCAUAAAUUACAAGCUGGCACAAGACCUUCUGUAUCAUCUUCCUCAGACUAA